AGAGAAACAGGUGAAGGACCAAAUGCAUCCUUGACAGCAAAGCUAGCCCACUUUCACGAAUUGAAACAGAAAGGAACGCAUUUCAAUCAAUCAUUAAAUAACAAUCGAUCGUUUCGCAAUCCGCACAUCUAUGCAAAGUUGGUGGAUUGGAUCGGUGUAGAUGAGAAUACGAGU
This is a messenger RNA of Meira miltonrushii, 174 nucleotides long. RefSeq lists its product as uncharacterized. The record is from RefSeq and is a predicted model, not a curated record. Gene Ontology annotation, cellular component: nucleus. NCBI's taxonomy places the organism in Eukaryota, Fungi, Basidiomycota, Exobasidiomycetes, Exobasidiales, Brachybasidiaceae. Gene Ontology annotation, biological process: regulation of DNA-templated transcription. The transcript has a single exon. The annotation marks the transcript as partial.